AACGCUUCUCUGGACCAUGCGCUUUGGAUCGACGCGAGGGUGGGUAGGGGUAUGACUUGGCCGUCGAGCGAGAUCGCGAGGAUUGGUAAGAGCCGACACUCGUCAAAGACGCUCGGUGACACGCGUGGAAGGCAGACCGGGGGAUAGCAGAAGGACUGUUGCGAGAAUGCCGCGGGGCCGGCUCAAGCUUGCUACCAGGGGCUACAAAGGGUCCGACGAAAAACUGCAGCAGUGGCAAUAGCGUCAUUAUUGAAGAUCGAGGUACAACGGUAUCGAAGGUAUCAUCAAGUGAAGAAUAACCUGGGAAAGAUGGCCGGUGCAGUGUGGAGUGGUUGGCUUCAGCGCUGUCGAGAGUCUCGGCAGCUCGUCCUCGUGAUUGUUGCUAUUGCCCUACUUCUAGACAAUAUGUUACUUACAACAGUGGUGCCGAUUAUCCCGGGAUUUUUAUUUGAUAUAAACCAUCCGAAUGGAACGGAAAAGCCAGACAUCUCGAUCGGAUUAACGACUGAAUCAGCGAUUCCAUCUUCAUCUAGUACAGCAACUCUUUCAAGUAAAUGCAUAUGCCCUUCAAAUGAUUUAUCCAGCAAGGAUCUCCAGUUUCUUCUUAAUAAUUCUAAUGCUGCUGGGCCUACUUCGCUGGGUCCGACAUCAUCAGCCCUCAACCUCUCUUCUGUUCUCGACCCCAAAAAACAACUUCGUCACAAGGAACUUCUGGAGGAAACUGUAGCCGUUGGUAUGAUGUUUGCAUCCAAAGCUUUUGUUCAAUUGUUGACAAAUCCCAUUGUUGGUCCUCUCACACACAAAAUUGGUUACAGCAUUCCAAUGUUCACCGGCUUCAUCAUAAUGUUCCUUUCGACUCUUAUAUUUGCCUUCGGUCGCAGCUAUAGUAUUUUAUUUUUGGCGAGGGCUCUUCAAGGAAUCGGUUCUUCCUGCUCAAGUGUUUCUGGAAUGGGAAUGUUAGCUGAGAGAUAUCAAGACGACAAAGAACGCGGUAAUGCCAUGGGAAUAGCCCUUGGUGGUCUAGCCCUAGGUGUCCUAAUAGGGCCACCCUUUGGAGGCGUUAUGUACGAAUUUGUUGGUAAAUCGGCGCCUUUCCUAGUAUUAUCUGCCUUAGCUCUUGGUGAUGGAUUACUACAACUUUUGAUGCUCCAACCUUCGGUUGUCUAUACGGAAUCUCCGCCGCCAUCUUUAAAAUCUCUCGCCUCAGAUCCUUACAUAAUUAUCGCUGCUGGCGCUAUAACAUUUGCAAACAUGGGCAUAGCAAUGUUAGAACCGAGCUUACCAAUCUGGAUGAUGGAUACAAUGAAUGCGAAACGGUGGGAACAGGGUGCUACAUUUUUACCUGCUAGUAUCAGUUACUUAAUUGGAACUAAUCUUUUCGGCCCUCUAGGCCAUCGAAUGGGGAGGUGGCUAGCGUCAUUAAUUGGCCUAGUAGUCAUUGGUUUCUGCUUGAUGUGUAUACCUCUCGCGACACAUAUUGAUCACCUCAUAAUCCCCAACGCUGGUUUGGGCUUCGCCAUUGGCAUGGUUGACAGUUCAAUGAUGCCUGAGCUCGGUUAUCUAGUUGAUAUUCGACAUUCGGCUGUUUAUGGGAGUGUUUAUGCGAUUGGGGAUGCUGCAUUUUGCCUGGGUUUUGCCAUUGGACCUGCAUUAAGUGGUACAUUAGUCAACACAAUAGGAUUUGAAUGGAUGCUCUUUGGUAUCGCAAUCCUCUGUUUUUUGUACGCUCCACUUAUGUAUUUCCUCAAAGCACCUCCUACCAAAGAAGAGAAGAAGUCUCUCAUUAUUGGGGAAAAAUCAUCGGUGAGAUACGUGACUUAUUCCAACGAGGAGGACGAGCAAUAAGUGCAUUACAUUUUUUUUUAUCCUCCAACACUUUUUCUAUAGUAUUUUAUUUGAAUUUUUCUUCUUUCGAAAGUAUAAAGUCAUUGCUCGGUAAUUUUUUAAUCUUCGGGUCUAUCUAGGGAUUAUCUUAAGUACUUAAUUACUGAGUAAUGAAGAGUCUUUGGUGAAUAUUAAUUUAUAUACAGUGUUAAUUUUAUCUAAACGCUGGAAAAUAAUUAUUUUCAUAUAUUUGCUCGUCUCUUUUGCACUUUGAGAUAUUUUAUUCUACUUCUAAAAUAUGGUUUAAAAACUAUUUCGUCACUUUAAGAUUGUAAGUGUCCAAAAUACACAGUUUUGCGUUGAAAAUAUGCAUGAUGUAUGUUCGUGGGCUAUGUGUACCGUCAUAAACUAAAAGAAACCCCAAAUAAUCGAUAACCAGAGAUAAAAAUAUAUUUGGAUGAGUAUAGGAGUCAGUCUGGUAUAUUAGGAACAAGUGGGCUCAUAAUAAAUAGAAGGAACAAGAUCAAACUAACGUAUUCCAACGUAUAAACUAUAGCUGUUACUAUGAAUCUACAAGUAGUUAAUGAAUCGUUGAAUCCGCCACAAAAGUAACAAGUGAUAUAAGUGCAAACUAUCGUUAUCCGGGUGAUGGGAAAAUCCCAAAGAAACCGAUGGGCAAUGAACUGAAUCGCUGAAGAAUGUUAUUAUUUCUUGGAGACAUGGAA
Messenger RNA from Diachasmimorpha longicaudata, 2549 nucleotides. RefSeq names its product Vesicular monoamine transporter (gene Vmat). NCBI's taxonomy places the organism in Eukaryota, Metazoa, Arthropoda, Insecta, Hymenoptera, Braconidae. Gene Ontology annotation, molecular function: serotonin:sodium:chloride symporter activity. Gene Ontology annotation, biological process: transmembrane transport; aminergic neurotransmitter loading into synaptic vesicle. Gene Ontology annotation, cellular component: synaptic vesicle membrane; terminal bouton. The transcript is spliced from 13 exons. The record is from RefSeq and is a predicted model, not a curated record. Bases 310 to 1845 code for a protein of 511 amino acids.